AUGGUUAAAUAUGACAAUAGGUCUUUAUUAGCAUUAAAUUCACCCAUAAUCACGGUUAAUAUUGGUGGUGUAUUUACUGAUCGUGACGAAGGUUCAGACACAAAGUCAAUGGAAUAUAUAUUUAAAUCGGCCGUUUUUUAUUUUAAUCGUAAAAACAAUACCAAAUGGGAUAAUAAUAUUAAAUAUAGUGUAGAAACAAUAAAUAUUAGUUCAACAGGAUCAGCCGUUCAAGCUGUUAAAGAUGUAUGUUCAAUAAUUGAAACUCGUCAUGUUAACGGCAUAUUUGGUCCACCCUAUCCACCAUUAGCCACUCUGGUACAAUCAAUGUGUUAUUAUGUUGAUAUACCAUUUGUUAAUGUUUGUAGUACGUGUUAUGAUUCUGAAGAUGAUGAUGAUGAUGGAUUAAAACAAACGAAAUCAAAAAGAAUGUUUGUGAAUCUUUAUCCGUCCAAUCGGGAUUUAAAUCUUGCAUUUCAUAGUUUAACGCGAAAUUUACAAUGGAUAAAAUUUUUAGUUAUAUAUGAUACUGAUUCAGGUUUAACUCGAUUACAAAGUUUAUUAAAUGCACCAGGUAUUAAUCAAACCGAUAUACUUGUACGUCAAUUAACUGAUCCAAAAGAUCGUUCAGUGUUGACCGAUGCGAUUAGUCGUGAUAUAUUUAAUAUUAUAUUAGAUUUAAAUGAUGAUAAUACAAAACAUGUAUUAAGAAUGGCGUUACAAUUAGGAAUGAUCAAUUCGAAUUAUCAUUAUUUAUUAACUACACUAGAUAUUGAUACGUACGAUCUUGAAGAUUACAAAUAUAAUUAUGUUAAUAUAACAGCGUAUCGUUUGUUCAAUAGAGAUAGUCUUAUAGUUAGCGAUGCAAUGAAAUAUUAUUUUGAAUUUAAACGAAUUGAAAAUAAUGAACAAAAUCGACGAACAUUUACAACUCAAGUAGCAUUGUGGAUAGAUGCACUAUCGGCAUUUGCAAUGGCCUAUGAUAAAUUUUUAUCUGGACCAAAAUCUUCGAUACCAAUUGAUUAUAUUCCAAAUCCAUCAUGUCAUUCCGAUUAUCCGGCAAAAGGAUGGCCAAAAGGGAACGAAUUAUAUUCAAAAUUUCAAAUAAUCGGCGCAUGGAAUCUUGAAAUAGGUGCUAAUUUUACACUAUCUCCAACAUCAAGAGGUGGUUUAUUUAAUUCAACACUAAUUGUUACCACUAUUAUCGAACCACCGUAUGUUAUGCUAAAAAAGAAUAGCAAUAGCACUGAAGUGCCAUAUAAUUAUACGAAUGAUGAUUUUGAAGGAUUCUGUAUUGAUUUACUUGAAGAGUUAUCAAAAGUAAUGAAAUUCACUUACAGAAUCGAACCAAUUCGAACACGAAAUUAUCAAGAAAUGGUUGAUCAUGUGAGAAAAAAGGAAGCAGAUUUAGCUGUUGCACCCUUAACAAUUAAUUAUGCCCGAGAGAAACAAAUUGAUUUCACUAAACCAUUUUUAAGUUUGGGCAUUGCUAUUUUAUUUAAAUUACCAUUACCAGAAAAACCGGGAUUAUUUAGCUUUCUUAGUCCAUUAUCGCUCGAGAUAUGGAUAUAUACAUUUACGGCUGUAUUAACUGUUAGUCUUAUAUUAUUACUCAUUGCACGUUGUUCACCAGAUGAAUGGCGAAAUCCCUAUCCAUGUGAUACAGACUAUCAUUAUUUAGAAAAUAGAUUUACAGUUAGUAAUACAUUGUGGUUUUCAAUUGGAACAUUAAUGCAACAAGGUUCCGAUGUUAGUCCAUCGGCAAUAUCAACAAGACUUGUUUCUGGCAUAUGGUGGUUUUUUACAUUAAUAUUAAUUUCUUCCUAUACAGCUAAUUUAGCUGCAUUUCUUACCGUGGAAAAACUUGAAAACCCAAUAGAGGGCGCCGAAGAUUUAGCGAAACAAAGCAGUAUUAAAUAUGGUGUACUUAAAAAUGGUACCACACAACAAUUUUUUAGAGAUUCAAGCAUUCCGACCUAUCAAACAAUGUGGAAACAAAUGGUGUCUAAUCCUGAUGUGUUUGUUGAUAGUAACAGUGAGGGCAUUGAGAAAACACUAAAAGGACAAUAUGCGUACUUAAUGGAAUCAACAACAAUUGAAUUUACUGUACAACGGGCAUGUGAUUUAACACAAAUUGGGGGCUUAUUAGAUAAUAAAGGCUAUGGUAUUGGUCUACCAGAAGGUAGUCCACAUCGUGAAAAAUUUUCUGAAAUAAUACUUGAUUUACAAGAAAAAGGUAUAAUACAAAAAUCCUACAAUAAAUGGUGGAAAGGAAAAGGUUCAUGCGUACGAGAAGAUAAAAAAGAUUCAAAAGCAAGUCCAUUAGGCGUGAAAAAUGUUGGUGGAAUAUUUGUCGUUUUACUAGGUGGUAUCAUCUUAGCUUUAAUUGUUGCCGUUGGGGAAUUUGUUUAUCAUGCUAGAAAAAACCAUCCCGACCAUAGACAUUCUGUUUGGUAUGAAUUGUUAAAAGAACUCCGUUUUGCAAUUCAAUGUAAUGCAUCAAAUCGUAAAUCAUUGAUGACUAGACGAUGUUCACAAUGUAAUGCUGAUGAACAGUAUGAAAUUGAAGAUAAUUCACAUUCGAAUAGUCUACGAUCCAAUGAUAUUUCGGCAACAUCGUCAUUUAAACGACAAAAAAAAUCACUGAGUCGUUCAUCAUUUGAAUUAGAAGAACGUUCAAAAUUUGAUACAAUUCUAUUAUCCGAUAAUGAUAAUAAUGAACAAUUAUCGGUUAAACCAUUAUCAUAUUAUCACGAUUCAAUUCCAAAUAAUAUUAAUAAUAAGAGUCGUCAUCGACGUCCAUCAUCCGCAUCUCCGCCUCCCGAUUAUCAGGGGCUUGUACUUGUUGAACAAGCACCAAACACGAAAAAAUGGUUAUUAAAUGAACCAACAGUAUCGCAUUAUUAUCGUGAUAAUCAUCCACAAUCGCAGAAUAAAAUAAAUGAAUCUACACGGUCACAUCAUGUUCGAUUCUCACCAGAUAUUCAACUAUCAUCAACAGUAUUAAAUCCUAUGGAAGCAUUCGAUGAUCUCUCAACGUCUUCUCGUUCUCAGUCCCUUGUUACGCAUCAUGUUAGCGAAUUAUGA
Molecule: messenger RNA, 3084 nt
Organism: Didymodactylos carnosus
Lineage: Eukaryota; Metazoa; Rotifera; Eurotatoria; Philodinida; Philodinidae
Source: the annotation of a GenBank genome assembly